Messenger RNA from Antechinus flavipes (yellow-footed antechinus), 981 nucleotides. Its product is annotated as olfactory receptor 7G3-like. Gene Ontology annotation, cellular component: membrane. NCBI's taxonomy places the organism in Eukaryota, Metazoa, Chordata, Mammalia, Dasyuromorphia, Dasyuridae. The transcript has a single exon. Gene Ontology annotation, molecular function: olfactory receptor activity; G protein-coupled receptor activity. Bases 1 to 981 code for a protein of 326 amino acids. The record is from RefSeq and is a predicted model, not a curated record. Gene Ontology annotation, biological process: G protein-coupled receptor signaling pathway.
AUGUUCUUCUCACUUCUCUUUCCCAGCAGAAAAGUCGACCCCAUAGUACCAGGAAACCAAACACAAUUCACUGAAUUCAUUCUCCUGCGAUUUUCUGAGAAACCAGAGCAUCAAGGGCCUCUCUUUGGCCUGUUCUUGGGCAUAUACUUGGUCGCAGUGGUUGGAAACCUGCUCAUAAUGUUGGCCAUUGGCUCUGAUUCUCACCUUCACACUCCUAUGUACUUCUUCCUUUCCAAUUUAUCCUUUGUGGAUCUCUGUGUGGUAUCUACCACAGUACCCAAUAUGUUGGUGAGCAUCUUGACCAAAAACAAGGCCAUCCCCUAUACAAACUGUCUUGUCCAGAUGUACUUCUUUAUAGUUUUUGCUGGUUUGGACAAUUUCCUCCUCACUGCAAUGGCCUAUGAUCGUUUUGUGGCUAUCUGUCAUCCUCUACAUUACACAGCUAUCAUGAAUCCUAGGUUGUGUAGCUUGCUGGUAUUCCUUUCCUGGAUAAUAAGCCUCCUAGAUUCCCUUCUUCAUAGUCUGAUGGUAACAAGGCUCUCCUUCUGUAAAGACCAUGAAAUGUCACACUUCUUUUGUGAUCUUGCUGAGGUUUUGAAACUCUCUUGUUCUGACACCUUUAUCAAUUAUAUCUUGAUAUAUAUUGUGGCUGGACUGCUGGGUAUUCUACCCCUCACAGGAAUUCUAUUCUCUUAUACGCAGAUCUGUUCUUCCAUUUUAAAAUUCCCAUCUGCUCAGGGUAAGUAUAAAGCCUUUUCAACUUGUGGAUCUCACCUCUCUGUUGUUUCUUUAUUCUAUGGCACAGGGUUUGGAGUGUAUUUGAGUUCCUCAGCUACUCACUCUUCCUGGAAGACCACAGUUGCCUCAGCAAUGUAUGCUGUUGUCACCCCCAUGUUGAAUCCCUUCAUCUAUACACUAAGGAAUAAAGACAUAAAAAAUGCCCUUAGGAAACUCAUUAGCAAAACAGCCUCUUCUCAGUGA